Molecule: messenger RNA, 794 nt
Organism: Chlamydomonas reinhardtii
Lineage: Eukaryota; Viridiplantae; Chlorophyta; Chlorophyceae; Chlamydomonadales; Chlamydomonadaceae
Exons: 2
Coding region: 50-679 (209 amino acids)
Source: RefSeq, a predicted model, not a curated record
CGUAACCUCAGGAGCUUGUUACGUCUAGCCCAGAUAUCACGAAGACACCAUGCCAGCUGCAGUUUUGAUCCGCACCAUUCAUGGUCUGUUGCAUGUUGCAUUGUUGCCACAAGGGAGAGCGCAUCAGGGCAGAGGUCACGGCUGGCACCGGCUGGGACGCAAGAGCCUCAGUGGCUCUCCGUGUGUCUCGUUCCAGGCGGACGAGUCGGCGCCGUUGGCGUGCAGCAGCCCACUGGACACCGCAUUCGCGGGGCCCCGCGCAAAUUCACUAUACCCCGGCUGCUCCUACCUGGUCAUUACAACCGGCUACCACCCCGCCGCCUGCCCCAGUGCGCCGCCAUCACCACCAGCACCACCGCCCGCAGUGGCUGGUAUCAGCAGCGGCAGCGGCGGCGCCUCCCCCGGCAAUAAGGCGCGCGGCAGCACUCCUCCCAAUGCCGGCAAUGGUGUGCUCGCAGCAGCGGGUCUUGCCCCCAACGCGGCGGCGGCACCGCAAGGAGACUGUGACAGUAGCAGUAGCAGUAGCAGUAGCAGUAGCAGUAGCAGUAGCAGUAGCAGUAGCAGUAGCAGUAGCAGUACGGCCAUUCUGGCGGGCGCUGUGGCUGGUGGCGCCAUCUUCCUGCUGGCUGUAGCAGCUCACACUAGCAAGCAUUUCUCUCUCAGCUGUUCUGUACAGUAGGGCAUGUUCGUGUACAGCAAAAGGCGGAAAGGGCAGGGCGGGUGGACAAGGACGAAGAAGCAGGGGGAGCUGCCGCCUUGGGUAUGGGCAGCGGUGUUCACGGUGAGGAGCUUGC